Molecule: messenger RNA, 1653 nt
Organism: Nicotiana tabacum (common tobacco)
Lineage: Eukaryota; Viridiplantae; Streptophyta; Magnoliopsida; Solanales; Solanaceae
Product: basic leucine zipper 34-like
Biological process (GO): positive regulation of DNA-templated transcription
Cellular component (GO): nucleus
Molecular function (GO): DNA-binding transcription factor activity; DNA binding
Source: RefSeq, a predicted model, not a curated record
UAGUAAUAACUCUUAAACAACUUAACCUCUUAAAAUAGAGAUACUCACAUCACACCAUUUUUGCCAUUCAAUUAUUACCCUAAAUACACCUUUUCUUUCUUCUUCAUUCUUCUCUUUUUAUACUACCCAUAUCUCAAUUCUUGAACCACAAUAAAACCUUGCCAUUUUAGUUUGUGCAUGGCUCAACUACCACCAAAAGUUCCUACAAUGGCACACAAUUGGCCUUUUCAAACUAUGCCCCCAUUGCAUAACAAUAACAUUAAUAAUAAUUCUUGGGUUGAUGAUUUUCUUGAUUUCUCAUCAGCUAGGAGAAAUUCUCACCGAAGAUCAGUGAGCGACCCGAUUGCGUUCGUGGAGGCCGCUCCGUUUCUGCAGCAAUGCCACGGCGGCGCUAAUUCUAGUAUUGGGUUUGAUAAGUUAGAUGAUGAACAGCUUACUACUAUGUUUUCAGAUGAUAGCGGCGGUGCUGCUGCAUUUGCUGUUACUACAGCGCCGUCUUCUAAUCCGUCUAGUACGAAUCCUUCUACACCGUCUGAUCAAAUCAGCGAAAAUGAAGAUCAGAAGUUUGUCCCACAGGUCGACGUUAACCAAGUAAUUCAGCCGAAGAAUGAACCUGGAGAGGUUGAUAGUUCUUGUGAUACUCAACCACCACCACCUCCUGCUAGUGAUUCUUCAGAUAAUAAUCCUAUUGUGGACCCAAAGAGGAUUAAGAGAAUUUUAGCUAACAGGCAAUCAGCUCAGAGAUCAAGAGUUAGAAAGCUACAGUACAUUUCGGAACUGGAAAGAAGUGUAACCAGUCUUCAAACUGAAGUAUCAGCAUUGUCACCAAGGGUUGCUUUUCUAGACCAUCAAAGGCUGCUUCUGAACGUUGAUAAUAGUGCACUCAGACAACGAAUUGCAGCUUUGGCUCAAGAUAAGAUUUUUAAAGAUGCUCAUCAAGAAGCACUGAAGAAGGAAAUUGAGAGAUUAAGACAGAUUUAUCAUGAACAGAAUAUGAAGAAAAUGGGCAACAACGGAACCGCCCAUGCACCACCGUCAGCGGCGGCGCCACCAUCAACAUUUAACAAGAUGAGUUGCACGGAAGAAGCGUAAGCUUCUCAAUUCCAGUGUUACCCUCAGCUGACAGCUGCGCCUUCACGUGAUGUGUUCCCCAAUUUUUUUUUCUUCCGAUUCUCUUGUGGACCCCUGUGAUAAUUAACAUGAUUUUAGAAUAUUCCUACUUGAUUUAAAAUAGAGGUAGUAAAGAAUUCAUUUGAUAUUUGGAAAAAAAAAUAAACCCCCCCAAAAAAAAAAGCAAACCCAAAAGUUUGCUUUGUUUGUAUUUUAUUGUGACUAUUUUUUUUUAUUUGAUUUGUUGUAGCAUUACUUUGGUGUUAGGGUUGAGAUUGAGUCGAUUUGGUGUCUGAUUGUGAAUCUUGUAUUUUAUUUGGAUGUACAAGAAAAAGGGUUGUUAAUUAGGACCUGCAUAUGGAUGGUGCCAUAUGGUUUGGAUGUUUAACAAUUGUAAUUUGUAAGGGAUAGUAAUUUUUAUUGUUUGAUGAAUUUCAUUGUUAAUUUCCUAAUUCUGGUAUGAUAACUUGUAUACCUUCUUAUUUGUUCUUAAGGAAUGUAAGGACAAAUGAGGAAAGAGAAUAAAAGGAAAAAUUGAAUGAA